Molecule: messenger RNA, 1937 nt
Organism: Salvia splendens (bonfire salvia)
Lineage: Eukaryota; Viridiplantae; Streptophyta; Magnoliopsida; Lamiales; Lamiaceae
Product: calcium/calmodulin-regulated receptor-like kinase 2
Exons: 9
Coding region: 436-1710 (424 amino acids)
Biological process (GO): protein phosphorylation
Molecular function (GO): ATP binding; protein kinase activity
Source: RefSeq, a predicted model, not a curated record
UCUGCCUAAAUGAUGAAUACCAAUAAAUUUACAUAAUUUCCUUUCACCAAAACCCCAUGUGGUUUAAAAAUUAUUUUGUUUUCCAUCUAAACAAAGAGGCGUUUCAUUAAAUCAAGAACCACUCCACCAAAACUAUGUGCAGAUUUGAAUUUUUUAAGUUGAUCAAGUCAUACGCAGCUGAUCAAGAGUCUUCUGUUGCUGUGGUUUGAAAUGGUAUUGGUUAUUCUGUGUGUGUGAAGUAUUAUCAAGGAAAAGAAGUGAAGGGGAUUUGGAACUUUUCUUCCCAACCAAAGGACUGUAUAUGUUGCCUUGAAAUGUAACAUACCAGCAUAACCAUAUGAUGGUGUUGAAUUUUCUGUUACUUCUUGUUACAGUGAACGAAGUACGCUUGCUGCAAGAUGUUCCUGUCUUCUUUUCCUAACAAAAGACCAAAGGAUGAUUCAAAAAGCUGAUUUGGUUAUUAUUGGAAUCUGUGUUGGCUUGGCAGCAGGCAUACUUAUAGCUUCUCUUAUAUUUUUUGGCAUUCGCUGGCACAAAAAGCAUGCUCGUCUUCAGCAACGUGAAAAUGAACGUUCUCCAUCUACUCUUCCAAUACGUAGACAUGGCUUAAAUAUGAGCGUUGAUUUUAGUGCAUCUCUUUCAAGUUCUGUGACUAACGGACCUACUGAGCCCAUCCAGAAACCCCAUCAUUCUUGGUGGAAUAAUACUACCAAAGACCGAUUUGCUUCUGUAUCCGGCAUUCUAAGAUACUCGUACAAAGACAUUCAGAAGGGGACACAGAACUUCACUACUAUUCUGGGACAGGGUUCUUUUGGCCCUGUGUAUAAAGCUACAAUGCCUGCUGGUGAAGUGGUUGCUGUGAAAGUUCUUGCGUCAGAUUCAAAACAAGGGGAAAAAGAGUUUCAAACUGAGGUUUCUUUGCUGGCUAGGUUGCAUCAUAAAAAUUUAGUGAAUUUGGUCGGAUAUUGUGUUGAUAAAGGGCAACACAUGUUAGUAUAUGAGUUCAUGAGCAAUGGAAGCUUGGAGAACCUUAUAUAUAAUGAUGUGGAACAAGCAUUGAGUUGGGACGAUCGGGUUCAAAUAGCACUAGACAUUUCACAUGGCAUUGACUAUCUUCAUGAUGGGGCAGUGCCUCCUGUCAUACAUCGAGAUCUUAAGUCAGCUAACAUAUUGUUGGAUCGUUACAUGAGAGCAAAGGUUGCUGAUUUUGGGCUGUCGAAGGAAGAGCAUUUUGAUGGCCGCAACUCGGGCCUUAAAGGUACAUACGGAUACAUAGAUCCCAUGUAUAUAUCCACAAACAACCUCACAACGAAAAGCGACGUGUACAGCUUUGGUAUUAUACUCUUUGAGCUCAUCACAGCCAUCCACCCCCACAAGAACUUAAUGGAGUAUGUCAACCUUGCCUCCAUGAGCCUGGAUGGCGUGGACGAUAUAAUCGAUGCAAAGAUGGCAGAGACAUGCAACAUCGAAGAAGUGAGGAGUUUAGGUAAAAUUGCUCACAGGUGCUUGCACAAAACACCCAGAAAGCGCCCCUCGAUGGGGGAGGUUUCCCAGGCCAUUGUGAAGAUAAAGCAGCAGAGGAGGCGCCUUGUUAAAGAGGACACCAUGUCUUUUGCAGGAGAGGAUUUAUCGAUGGCUGUGAGUCGAAUCGAAUGCCAACAGCUGGAGCUGAGACGAAUGGCCAGCAUUGAGGAGAGGCCCAAUGAAUGAUUUUGAUUCUUUUUGGAGAAAGAGUUAAACAGUCUGUAGUGUCUAUAUAGAUUUAGGACUGUUAACCGUAAUGUGAGUCAGGACUCACUACUUGAGUCACCACAAAUAUAGAAGGCAAAAAUUUAUUUAGGCGUUGAAAAGGCGUAUAGCAUAGCAUCUCUCUAUAAAUGAUAUUUAUCAUUUGAUAUUGCAAUAAAAAUCUUGAAAGUGUGGAAUCAUUUCCUAAA